ACAUCUGCAGUGUCUGUAACCCCACUCUCCCCAUCUGGCCUGUGAUCUCUGAUCUCUGAUGCAUGUUUUCAGGAUCUUCCAGCAGGUGACGGGUCUGCGUGUGACGGGCCGUCCAGACAGCAGCACAAUGGCCAUGAUGAGAGCCGCCCGCUGUGGUCUGAGUGACCCCUUCAGCCACACGCUCAAAUACCGCACCCUGGGUCAGUGGAGUAAGAAGAGACUGACGUACCGCAUUUAUAAUCAUCCGCUGUCUCUGGGUUUGUCUGGGACACGAGCGGCGGUUCGUGCGGCCUUCGGUUACUGGAGCGCCGUCAGCCCUCUUCACUUCCAGGAGGUCAGCAGAGGUCACGCCGACAUCAAACUGUCCUUCCACAGGAGAAACCAGGGCUGCCCUGUCGCAUUCGACGGACCUGGGCAAGUUUUGGGGCACGCUGAAGGCCCAGAGUCCGGCACGGUUCACUUCGAUGCAGAUGAGGUGUGGACGGAGGGGCGGAGUUCUGGAGCAAACCUGCGCAUCGUAGCCGCCCAUGAGAUAGGCCACGCCCUCGGAUUAGGCCACUCCCAGUACCACAGUGCGCUCAUGGGCCCUGUGUACACAGGAUACCGCCACAACUUCAGACUGCACCAGGACGACAUCCGCGGCAUACAGACUCUGUACGGAAAACCUGUGGAAAAACCAUCCAUCACUCCGAGAAAGCCAGAUCAACUGCCGGACCUUUGCGUCGGGAGACUGGACGCCAUGAUGCUGGGGCCUCUUCACAAGACACUUGCUUUCAGAGGUCAUUACGUGUGGACGUUCUCAGAUUCAGGUUAUAACAGUCCCCUUCACAUUAAUGCCUUGUGGAAAGAACUGCCCAGCCACAUCAAUGCAGCCGUUCACUCGCAAAGAACCAACAAAUCCUAUUUUCUUAAAGGAGAUAAAGUCUGGAGAUAUUCGGGAUUUAAACUGGACCAGGGCUACCCGAAACGCCUCACCAUUCCCUCCAACAUACAGGCCGCGUUCUUCCUCAGGAGCCAGCGAGCGCUCGUCUUCAUCAAGGGAUCAGAAUACUGGCUCUGGGAUGAACUGCGGUCAGCUAAACAUCUCCAGCUGAAGGCCGCUCUGCCCUCGGAUCUGGACGCUGCCUUCACGGGGGGCGACGGGCGCGUCCACGUGUUCAGCGGCGCGUGGCACUGGCGUCUGAGUCCCGCGCUGACGCUGGAGAAGGGCUAUCAUUUCCGCUCCAGACACAGAUGGAUGCACUGUGACCACUAAUAUACAUCAUUUACAUAUCGUACAUCAAACAAGCCGUCAUCUAGAGUUAAGAUAGCAGACAUAUUACAAGAUAUUGUCAGCAGUUUAUUAGUCGUCUGUUUUUCUCUCUGAUGUACACAUGAUCACAUAUAUAUUUUACACUUCUGCAUGACUCUAGUAACUGAUGUAUUAGACUCUCACAGGCUUGUAAAGCACUUUUGAAUUAUUUUUAAUUAUUCAAAUGAUAAUUAAUAAAAAGGAUUGAAACUAAA
Molecule: messenger RNA, 1506 nt
Organism: Carassius auratus (goldfish)
Lineage: Eukaryota; Metazoa; Chordata; Actinopteri; Cypriniformes; Cyprinidae
Product: matrix metalloproteinase-19
Exons: 7
Coding region: 59-1255 (398 amino acids)
Biological process (GO): proteolysis; extracellular matrix organization; collagen catabolic process
Cellular component (GO): extracellular matrix
Molecular function (GO): metalloendopeptidase activity; zinc ion binding
Source: RefSeq, a predicted model, not a curated record